Messenger RNA from Perca flavescens (yellow perch), 1552 nucleotides. RefSeq names its product glutaredoxin and cysteine rich domain containing 1 b (gene grxcr1b). Gene Ontology annotation, biological process: sensory perception of sound. Bases 621 to 1085 code for a protein of 154 amino acids. The record is from RefSeq and is a predicted model, not a curated record. The transcript has 2 exons. NCBI's taxonomy places the organism in Eukaryota, Metazoa, Chordata, Actinopteri, Perciformes, Percidae.
AAUAAGUGUACAAAGUAAUAAGCGACAAAAACGUAAAAAAAAACAAAACAAGCAUAACGUGGGGAAAACAGCAACAUAAACAUAAAGACAGUGUCUAAAAGAGUGUUAAUUUUGACCCGGGUAGGACAACACAAGGUUUAAAACGCAACAUCAAUACCAAUGCUAACAAAAAAAUUUAAUAUUGUAAUGUGAUGUAAAUGUAAUUUUACUGCAAGUUGGUAGAUAUACAUUAUUCUUAAUUCUGGGACAGAUAGGGGUAAUGGAGGUUGCAGCAAAGUGCACAGAAGGUUAUGUAGUGCUUUAAAUGUACUUGUUGAAAGUAAAAGACUAGUCACAGGUCUGUAGUCUAUCUGCUGUUUGAAAACUAUCCUUGAUCAAUUAUUCAACAUGGUAAUAUCAAUUUACUGUUUGCCUGUUUUAGCCGUUACCAUGGCAGAAACUCGUGCAUUAUUAACCAUUUUGGUGUCUAGUUUUUGUACUCGGGGUAUUUUCAGCCCCUUUUGACACGUCAAUGGGGAUAUUAUUGUUUGAUAAUUGCAUACCACUAUGGCUUAGGCUGAAAGAGCGCGUCUGGCUUCUCUGAAAGGGAUGUGAAACAUGUAAGACAGUCUUGUAUUUCAAUGGAGGGGCCAAAAGUGAAUCAGGAGAAAGAAAAGGCUGGAAAAACAGUUAGGUUUAGAGUAGCAUCUGCCAACAGCGGCCGGGUCUUGGCGGAGGUGUUCAAGGAUGAAACGGCCUGGUGCGCCUCAGGGUCGGACUCGGUGGACUCUGACUGCACCAGCAGCCCAGAGACAGAGCAGGGGGGCCUGCCCCUCACCAGCGAGGCCAACAGCCACCUGAAUGGUCUGGUGGUGGAAACUACUGUGGACGAAAAUGGCUGUGAACCUGAUGACCUGCUUUUGUACGCAAGUGCCAAGCGAGAGAUGCUUUUCAGCAACAAGCGGAUCAAUAUCUGCAGCAAGAAUGGGACCAUACGGGGAGUAAGGAACAAAGUGAGCGCAGGCCAAGAGCUUUUCAACAACCUCUCCAUGAUGUACUCUGGUUCCCUUCAUCAUCAGAAAAGGAGACCCUGGGAAAAGGAGUAAACAGUUUGGAAGUAGCAGUUUAACAAUGUGGUCAACAGGAAGAGAUAGCCCUGUGGCUAAAGAUUGUCUUGCAGUGUGGUCUACACUUAAUUAAAAACUAUCCGGUUAAAACAAACUCUUCAUAUAAGGAGGGCUACAGCUUUACCGUCCAGUCUGUUCAAGUUCUUUGAUUUAGAUUCAUCUACCUGAUAAGGAUAAAAACAAUGUUAAUGACUCACUUUAAUGUAGUUGUAAGCACAUAUAUGUGUCUGUCAAAGGUGCACUAUGAGUUCCUGCAUGGCGUCACUCAUCCCAUGUUUCUGUAACUGUCAUGACUAACUGACUAAUACUACGUUUACACGUGACUGGCUAUUUUCAUAAAUGGACAUUUCAACCUCUCCGUAUUCAAAAAUACCAUUGUGCGCAGCCGUCAGUUUUCAGAAAAGUGUUCGUUUACAUGUACCGUGUAUAUAUGCCGUCAAGAGCAU